AUGCAAGAAGUAGGAAACAGAAUGCGAACUAAGUGUAGAACUGAGCAUUGGGGUCGUGAAGAAGUGACUUUAGGAACAACCAUUAUGGCCAUACAAUUUCGGGAUGGAGUUAUUUUAGGUGCAGAUACGCGGACUUCUAUGGGAACGUACGUCUCAAAUCGAGUGAGUCGGAAGAUAACUAAGAUAGCCAAUGGGAUUUAUACUUGUCGUUCAGGAUCAGCUGCAGAUACGCAAGCUGUGGCUGAGAUAGUAUCGCAUCGGUUGCACGAACAGGAAGUUUGUUAUAAUGAGCCGCCUACAGUUGAAGAUGCAGCUACCUUAGCCAAGAAGGUGAUUUAUCAGAACUCGCAUUUAGUGGCUGGCAUGAUUAUUGCUGGUGUAGAUGCUGAGGGAAGUCAUGUUUUUAGUAUUCCUUUAGGUGGGACUUUAAUUAGGCAGAGUUGUGCGAUUGCAGGUUCUGGAUCUAUUUACAUGUCCGGAUUGUGUGACCAAACAUAUCGCGAGGAUAUGACUCGAGAGGAGGCCAUUAAGUUUGUGCGAAGAGCUAUUUCGCAUGCGAUUUAUCGAGAUAAUUCAUCUGGAGGAUGUAUUCGUAUGAUGAUUGUUACGGCCGAAGGCACUGAAGAGUUGUUCAUUCCCGGGAGUGAAAUUAGCAUUACGGAUUAG
Molecule: messenger RNA, 666 nt
Organism: Nematocida homosporus
Lineage: Eukaryota; Fungi; Microsporidia
Product: 20S proteasome subunit beta 1
Exons: 1
Coding region: 1-666 (221 amino acids)
Cellular component (GO): proteasome core complex
Molecular function (GO): threonine-type endopeptidase activity
Source: RefSeq, a predicted model, not a curated record